CAAAAUCCAGUACGGAUACUGACGCGGCCCAAUCUGACAAAACCCAUGAGGCCUGACUAGUUGGGCCUGAAUCGUUCUUCCUCCUGCUUAAAACAAGGAUGACUCAAUUCUUCCUCCUUUAAAAUAGAUCUCCGCUCAGGAAUCCUGACGGAAAGAAGUGUCCCGAACAAAUGAAGCGCGGCGCGCCGCCACCUGAUCCCUCGACGGCAAUAAGAACCCACGAAGCAGCGAGAGAUGAAGGGCAAUCGACGCCAAGGCUAAGAGACUUGGACGGAGGUAGGCGAGAAAGGACGAGGGAUUUGGAGAUUGAUGGAUCUGAGAUGCCAAGUCGCUUACACUAUAGGAAAAUGUCAAGGAAAUCUUUCGAGGGAAAUGAUUCCAAUGUCAAUCGUUUGGAGCACUACAAAAAUGUUCUGACUAAAUUGUUGUUGGGGAAGGGUGACUUCUUUUGUAAAGGAGUUAGUAACGAAGCUCAAGGCACUAGUCUUCAAUCUAUAGAGGGCCAUGUUUGCAAUAGAGCCUUACCAUUAUUUGCGGAACAAAUCAGUGGCCUAUCAAAGAAUGACAAGGAGGGAAUAAAAUACACACUUCAUGAGAUUAUUACAAUCCUCAAUGAUGAUCUUGAUGAGAUUGAUCGAGAUAUUCAUGGAAUGCAAGAAUGUGGUGAAACAUGUCAAGAGGAUAUGAAGAAGUUAUCUGCUGGUUUGUUGGGAAAGCUUGGUAAAAUGGCGCAAGGUGUUGAUGACUUGCUAAAUACAGCAGCAUCCAAAUGCAGACCUAUGAGUAAGGAGGAGAAGAUUGAACUCGGGAAGCGCAUCCGAAAGCUCCCAGAGGAGGCACUUAAUCGUGUCGUGGAGAUAAUUACGGGUAGGAAAUUGGCGAGUCAGAAAUCUGAUAAAAUAACCAUGAAGUUGGGAGAACUGGAUGAUGCAACUUUAUGGAGGCUGUAUAACCAUGUGGAGUAUGUGCUAAAAGAAAACAAGAUAUGAUUCUCCAUGUAUAUGCUCCAUGUCCAUUGCAUCCAGGUUCAACUGCAUGUAUUGCUAGUUGAAUGUCCAGUGUAAGUAAGACCCACCCACAACUUGGAGAAACACCUGCAAGCUCGUUGUGAACUUGGGCACUGUGCAUCGGAAUCCCCAUUAUUUUGCCGUAUUCGUCUAGGUAGCAACAUCGGUAUGUCUUCUUGAAUAUUGGUGCUGUCAAUGAGGGAUUUAGUAUUCACUACAGCAUCUUGAAUAGUGUGUACCGGGUAAAAAAAACAUUGCCUGGAGUUGGAGGAACUUGUGUGGCAACGCCCCCAGGGCAGUGGUGGCAAUUUCUCCCCCAUGCGGCCAUGCCAGGUGUUUCAGGAAUGGGGAUUGUUGCGUCAUCCUCGCUUGAAAGGUGAAUUUCUUCCAUGAUGGCCUGGUCCAUGCUCUGGUAAAAGCCUUGACAUCUGAGAGUAUAAAAGUUAAAAAAAAAUUCUUCUGUUACUAUUACAAUACACUAGCGAACUGUGAUAGUGGAUGGUCAAUCAAUCAAAUCCUCGUCCCCCUUUGUGACAUAAAGUAAAUUUUAUCAAAGUUAUCACCAUGUUUCCCCCCUUUGCCUUUUUCAAAAGACGGUGUGUGUGCUUUGCACCGAGAUAAUGGGAUGAUCAGAGUGAGAGUAACAGGAUAUCUAA
Messenger RNA from Sorghum bicolor (sorghum), 1663 nucleotides. RefSeq lists its product as uncharacterized. The transcript has 6 exons. The coding region runs from base 171 to 989 and encodes 272 amino acids. The record is from RefSeq and is a predicted model, not a curated record. Lineage: Eukaryota; Viridiplantae; Streptophyta; Magnoliopsida; Poales; Poaceae.